AUGGCUAUAUUCGGUCGCGAUUCCUCUGCUAGUGCAUCUUCAUCCAGUCCUCGUUCCUCAAUGUCGACUCGCUCCUCUAUUGGACACAAGAGAUAUGGAGACGAUUCAUCCCACACGUCCUUUUCCUCCAAAUCCUCAACAGGAAACACUCGCCGACGCAGCCUUCUGCAUCGCACACCUGAAGAUCCUUCGAUCAUGGCGGCUCGAGAACAGGUUGCUCGUGCGGAGACUGCAGAGCAAGAGGCGGAUAGGGCGCUCGUGGCAUCCCGAAGAGCGGUAAAAGAGGCUCGGGAUCAUGUUAAACACCUUGAACGUGAAGCUGCUGAAGAAAUUUUUAUUGUCGCUGACACGGAGGCCCUAAAUAGUGCUCGACUUGCAAGAAUCAAGCACGAUCAGGCCAAGUCUAUUUCCAAGCGAGCAAAGCCUUUGGGCCGCCAUUUGUAG
Penicillium longicatenatum is the source of this 444-nucleotide messenger RNA. RefSeq lists its product as uncharacterized. The record is from RefSeq and is a predicted model, not a curated record. The transcript has 3 exons. Lineage: Eukaryota; Fungi; Ascomycota; Eurotiomycetes; Eurotiales; Aspergillaceae. Bases 1 to 444 code for a protein of 147 amino acids.